Molecule: messenger RNA, 1092 nt
Organism: Puccinia graminis f. sp. tritici CRL 75-36-700-3
Lineage: Eukaryota; Fungi; Basidiomycota; Pucciniomycetes; Pucciniales; Pucciniaceae
Exons: 2
Coding region: 1-1092 (363 amino acids)
Source: RefSeq, a predicted model, not a curated record
AUGCCCCCCGGUACGGUCAAUAUGCCUCCGGAUGAUCAUGAUGAUCAACCUCAAUAUCAUGAGAUUGAAAUGACAUCAUCUGACGUAAACACUCAUAAUCACGACAACUCCCUUAUCUCAUCUACCUCUACUAACCCACCAUUAAACCAAUCUCGCCACAAUCCAGACAAUCAAGGUGUCUUAAAGAUCAUCUCCAAACUCAUCAUGAACCCAGAAGCGGAUGGUAGUGUUAUAAUAACACCGGAUAAAGUCCAGCUCUUAAAAUCUUUGAUUGGAGUCGAAGAAUUCAUCAACGUUAAAACUCUUAACAUGAUGGAUAAGAUUACUUCUAGACUGGAUGCAAUUGAAAAAUCCAUGUCAAAAACCGUUUCCCCCACUAAGCCCCCCCCAUCUACCUGGUCUUCUAUUGUUAAGAAAACAAGUUCCCCAGCCAAUAACAAUAUUGUUCGUCCUCCCCCUAGUGCUCGUAUAAUCAAUGAAUUCAAACCAUCCUUUUUCAUCAUCCGUAAGACAGUCCCAGAGGCCCAGGCCUUCAUCCAGAAGAGCCCCGCGCAAAUAACUGAGAAAGUGAAUUCAGUCCUUUCCGAUAUGGAAGCAAAGACAGAUGAUGGCACUCCUAUAACUGUUAAAGGAGCAAUAAUUCUCCCUUCGGGGGAUGUUAAGUUUUUCACGCCAACUAGAUUUGCCACUAACUGGCUCCUAGAACACAAGCAUGAAUGGACCCACUUAUGUGAUCCUGCUCUAGUCACCCCACAGACCUCUUUCCCGGUGAUCAUUCACACCGUACCGAUUUCGUUUACACCUACAAACAAGGCUACUAUAGCAGAUUUAUGUAGAGAGAAUAAUGGAAUGGAUACUAAAGUUAUCCAAAGCAUGCGCUGGUUAGGAAACCCUCAAGCUAAUAAAAAAGCUCAUGGUUCAAUCAUAAUGAACCUUCUCGAUAAAGAAGUUUCAAAAAAAAUAGAAAGAGGUGGACUGUUUUUUAAGGGUCUAUUUUUCAAAGGAGCUCAUUAUAAGAAAUCCCCAAUGCAAUGCUUUCAAUGCCUAGAAGUAGGCCAUACUGCACAGUUACAACAUAACCCCCGCAAAUAA